AUGGCGGCUAAAAGUAAUCGUCAGUUGUUGCCAAUAGUCUUAAUCAUUUCAAUAUUACCUUUAACUAGUGCGAAUCUGUUUCCUUUAGUAAAUAAAACGUGCACUAGUACUCAGUACUAUGAUAUAGCAACUUUACAAUGCAAAAACUGUGGUCUCAAUCAAGAACGAAGUAGUGAUGGUACCUAUUGCAUCUGUCUCAAUGGUUACAGAAUUUUAAGUGAUAAUGGAGGACCACCAACAAGCUCCCUGCAGUGUCAAAAAUGCCCAACAAAUACAGCCUCUUCUACUGAUCGUAGAGAUUGUAUUCGAUGCAGCAGUAGUAACCCUUUUGAUUCAGCAACUCAGGCCUGUCGAAGCUGCCCUGCUGGCGAUAUAUCGAACGUUAGAUUUAGAAAUAUCAGCAUUGGUAGUACUUUUAGCGUUGUUCCUGUCCUAGAAUGUUCCACAUGUGGUGAUAGCUAUCAACCUGAUAUCACACGGCAAAAUUGUGUCCGAUGCGAUGAGUACGUCCUUAAUUUAACUUCAACAUGUGUAUGUUCUAACGCUCCUGGUACCUAUAUACAGUACGGUGGUGUAUGCUUUGAUACAGGAUCUAGUAACAACAUUGUUGUGCCUUCUUCGUCAUCAAUGACUAUUACGUACGAGGAUUCACAAAGCACAAGUGUGGUAUCCUAUUACCUUAGUGAAAAUUUAUUAGCUGCGAAAACGUUAUGCCAGCAAAAUUUUAACUACACCGCCUGCCAGCUCUUGGCUAACCUGUGUGUUGUCAACCACUAUUUUCGAUUUCCUGCAGAUGGAGCUUGCGCUUCUUACUAUACCUUAGGCAAUAAUCUCGUUACACAAAAUAGAAUUUCUAAUGGAAUUUUAGACUGGCCAGCUGACUUGCCCUGGCUGUAUUAUUUCACGGCUACAACUGCUACACCAGUCCUAACUGCAACUUACAUAACGACUAGUUAUUCCAUGAGACCGUCGGCCACGCUUCCUUCAAGAUUACAAUUUGCCUUUGGGAAAUACUACUUAAAUGGCACAUUUUCUAACUUAGAGUUAACAGAUAUCCCUUUUCAGCUAUGCCCUGAUUCACAAGGAAGAGCACAAGCAGCCUUUGACUUUGGAGUCACAUAUUCUAUUACAGUAAGCACCGACGAAAGCGCCUGGGUACCAACGCGUCGGUUCUUUAUUAUCGACAACUAUAGCAGUAAACCAACAAGUACCGAUUCUCCUCGAGUUAUACGCUAUCCUAAGAGUAUUAAUUUAAGGAUAACAUUGCAGGGUAGAGCUAGUGCUGGAAAGAUCUAUCCACCUCUACUAAUAAUUAAUUAUGCAGCCGUUAAAACUAGUGAUUUGACGGCAACAACAAUACAGACAUCGUUUACGGUUUCAUAUGUCACGCAAAAUCCGGAAUAUCAAAAUAAUGUCAAUAUUGCUUGCAUAGUGACUGGGUGUCUUACAAUAAUAUAUUGCAUAAUCAAAAUUAUCGGCUGGAGACGGCGUUGUGGACGGUUUAGUGCUAUCAAUGUAGACGAUGUUCCAGAUGAAUCCAUCAACAGUCAGACUAUGGUAAAAUUCUUCGCUCUAUUUCUUGGCUAUAUGGCAAAUUGUCUAUUCAUCAUUUUAUUUGGUACUAGCGUAUAUUAUUUAAUGUUUUUUAAGGGUCAAGAAGCAGCUUAUUUAGUCUUACCAUCUUCUACCGAGCGUGGCUAUUUCUCCAUCUUGUUUGCGAUUGCAUUUGCGUUUAAAGCCUUGGACUUAUUACAUAUUAUAUGGACUCAAACAAGCAUUGACAUCUUUUUCAUUGAUUGGGAAAAACCUCGCGGAAGUGCAGGCGAAAAUAGUGAAAGUAAUCGUGCUAAUGUGCCCAUUAGUAUCUGGAGGACAUACUUCGUAGCUAACGAAUGGAAUGAAAUACAGACGAUGAGAAAAAUCGAAAAUACCUUUUUAAUUUUUGCUGUCUUAUUCUUUUUGGAGGUAGCAGGAUUUAAAAAUUUAGCUACCAACAAUCCAGCAACCGGUGUAGUAACAACCGCUGAUGAAUAUGUUGGCUCUCCUAGCCCGCUCUUACGCUUUGGGAUUGCGUCGAUUUGCUUCUUGGUGAUUGCAUUUGUCCAGUGGGUGUUUUAUACAUUCAUUUACGAACGCUUUAUUGAGGAUAAAAUUGCCCAAUUUGUUGAUCUUUGCUCAAUGAGUAACGUGAGCAUCUUCAUCAUGUCGCAUAUUCAAUUUGGUUACUAUAUUCAUGGUAAAUCUGUUCAUGGUCACGCAGAUACUGAUAUGAAAGAAAUGUUUGAACAAUUAAAACGUGAAGAGGAUAAUCUUUGCGGUCAGAGAGGAUUACUGCCAAGUUCUGAUGUUCAAACCUUUCAAAUGGCGUUACCUAGACGAUUAAGAAUUCAAUACGAUAAAAUUCUAAAACCCUUACAGGAGGAAGCAGACAAAUCUAAAACACAGAGAGGGAAAGGUCCUGCAGAUCCGCGCAGUAAUACUUUGGACAUUCAGGAUAAAAUUGAAGCAUACAAGACAAUAAAUACAUUUCUUUCAAAUUUUGUUGAGCACUCCUUGCGGCACUUAGACUAUGUUGUGAGAGAUAAGCUGAUGUUGGAAAGGUUGCUUGAUAUGGAGUUUAAUUCUCCAAUAGAAAAAGGUUGCUUCUAUAGCGACGAAUCUCAUACAUUUGAUCGCGUACUCUUUUACGGAAACGAAAUAAGUUUGCUGGUAUUUGACAUACUACUCUUUGGAUUGAUUGAUUUCCAUGCUACUAAUUUUGUUCUUGCUGGAGCUAUAACAUACAUUGUCGACAUGGUUAUUGCGGCAAUUCGAGACAAUUGGGGCAGAACUAAUCUAGCUACGAAGACUUUAGUUGAUGAAAGAUUCUUAAUUUAG
Messenger RNA from Trichoplax adhaerens, 2877 nucleotides. RefSeq lists its product as uncharacterized. NCBI's taxonomy places the organism in Eukaryota, Metazoa, Placozoa, Uniplacotomia, Trichoplacea, Trichoplacidae. The record is from RefSeq and is a predicted model, not a curated record. Bases 1 to 2877 code for a protein of 958 amino acids. Gene Ontology annotation, cellular component: MKS complex; ciliary transition zone. Gene Ontology annotation, biological process: cilium assembly. The transcript has 27 exons.